Messenger RNA from Cyprinodon variegatus (sheepshead minnow), 5957 nucleotides. Its product is annotated as zinc finger protein 845-like. The transcript is spliced from 16 exons. The record is from RefSeq and is a predicted model, not a curated record. Gene Ontology annotation, biological process: regulation of cytokine production; negative regulation of transcription by RNA polymerase II; regulation of immune system process. The coding region runs from base 205 to 4014 and encodes 1269 amino acids. NCBI's taxonomy places the organism in Eukaryota, Metazoa, Chordata, Actinopteri, Cyprinodontiformes, Cyprinodontidae.
UAAGCAGCGGCGAAGAUAUCUAAAACCUCGAAGAAGAGAAGGCACCCGAGAGAAAAGGCCGAAUAAUAAUAAUUAUAAUACUAAAAAAAAUAGAUUAGUUUGUAGUUCUUGUAAGCUGCCGGAGUAACGCUUCAGUUUGACUUUAACCAUUUCUCCUGUCGCGGGUUUAAUGCCAUCCUCCAAAGCUGGCUCCCACAGCGCAUUAUGACUGAGCAUUCUUCUGGACGUACCCAUCCAAAGAUGGCCUCUGCACUCCAUCUAACUGUAAGACUUCAGACGGGGCAAAAGGAUGAUGAGCAAGAACCAGUGGAGGAAAUUGGAGGUUUAAUCAACUCGGAUGGAGAGGUGACGGAAUGGGAUGGAAGAGCCAUUUCUGACCAAGAGUCUGAUUGUACUGAAGUCUCUCAAUCUAAGAAGGAAGUCAUUCUGGAUGAUUCUGAACUGAAAGACAAAAACCAGAGGGACAGCAGUACUCCAGGACUUAUCAUGGAAGUUACAGAAGAUGAUGAGGAAGACAAGGAACGGAAAUGGGAAGAAGGAGUAAUAAAGACGACAAAGAUCUCACCUUUACAUCCUUCAAGAACACGACGGAGACGACUAAAAAAGGUUAGGCUGCAGUCUUUGGAAAACCCAAAAAAAGGAGAGCAUGUCCCGUUUAGCACUGGAAGACGAAUCAGGAGACAGCCUUCCUGCUCUCCACUGCUGUGUGGGGAGGACUCUGAGACAAAUGAAGGAGUAUCAAGGAGAAGCAGAAGAAGAAGAAAUAUUUGCAGCUAUGCAGAACCAGAGAAAAUAAAUUCAGAAACAAUCCCCUGUGUUACUGCAAAACGACCUUUAUGGAAGAAAGGACCCAAACCGUCUGCUGAGGUAGAAAAGAAAAGUGUUUCAACAGGGAAGCGUGGUCCUCGGAGAAAGAUUUUCAGUGGACCAAUAGAAAUCCCUCCUGAGCUCCUGAAACAACCCAAGGAGAAAAUUGAGUACCGCUGUUCUGUUUGUGGCAAAGAAUUUCCCCAUGCGUACAAACUAGAGCGACACGAGCUUAUCCACACGGGGGAAAAACCCUACUGCUGCUCCAUUUGUGGUCGGGGCUUUAAUCAGAAAGGGAAUCUCAAAACGCACUUCAAAGUCCACCUUGGUCAAAAAGAUGCUGCAGACUUAGAAGACGAGGUGAAUCCAACCCCAUCUGAUCUUUCUGAAUAUUUGAAGUCCCUGCCAGGGGAAUCUAAAAUCCGGUCGUCCCUGCACUGUCUAGAGUGUGGGAAAGACUGCGAAAGCCAGUCGGCUUUACAGGCCCAUCACGUCACUUCACACCGCGAGGCAACAGCUGGAUCGGAACCAGCCGAGCACAGCGUGUCACAGUUCCUCUUCUGCCGCCGUUGCGGCAUUCAGUUUGAAGACAAAGAGAAGAUGGGAGAGCAUAUGAAAACACACAUCAAGGAGAAGCGCUACUCAUGCCCGGACUGCGGCAAGAGGUUCAUCAAUGAGAGCUACAUACAAAUUCACCAGCGCAUCCAUACGGGUGAGCAACCUUUCCUCUGCUCGCUCUGUGGCAGAGGUUUCCACACAGCUUCCUCCCUCAAACUUCACGAGAUGCAGCACUCCGGGGAGAGACCUUAUGCCUGUUCCAUCUGCGGAAAGAGGUUUCAGAUCAACUCCUACCUAAAUGCACACUACCAGACCCACAUUAAGGACAGGCCGUUCAUCUGCAGCGUCUGUGGGAAAGGCUACUCCAGAGCCGAGGAACUGAAGGUCCACCACAGGCUCCACACUGGAGAGAGACCCUACAAGUGUGGGCAGUGUGAAAAGAGUUUCAUCUACAGGCAGGGGCUGCGGCAACACCAGCGGACGCACGCUGGGCCCCGCAUUGGGCCAACCAAGCAACUUGGCAGACCCAAACAACAGAACAAGAUGGAAAUCCUACAGAGAGUCAAAUAUGAUUUAACUGAAAUGGGUUCAGAGAACUUGGACCAAUUUGGACCAGCAGCGGUCUUUGUUGAUGAAGAUGAACAAGAAGUAGGGGGCCUAAUCAACUCUGACGGGGAGGAAGUGGAGUUCUCUGAAAUCCGAGUAAAUGCCAUCUCAGGCAUUGUCCCUGCCGAGGCUCCCUCUAAGAAGCUGAUUCAGAGUGAGAGGGAAAAGCUGCCAUCCCUCCACCGCUGCUCAGUAUGUGGAAAAGACUUCCCUUAUGCCUCUAAGCUUCAGCGGCAUCUGCGUACUCACUCAGGAGAAAGGCCUUUCCCCUGCCCCAUGUGUGCCAAGAGAUUUCCAGAAAAGGGGCUCCUUAUGAUUCACCAAAGGAUCCACACAGGUGAGAAGCCGUUCCCAUGUACAUUCUGCGAGAAGCGCUUCGCCAGUCAGGGGGAGCUGCGGCUUCACCGCCGCACACACACGGGCGAGAGGCCCUAUCACUGCUCCAUCUGUUUGAAGAGUUUCUCUCGACACUGGCACCUGAAAACACACCUGGAGGCAAUGCACUGCGAGGUUGUCGCAGGCUUUACCAGGAAGAAGUUUCCAUGUUCGGCCUGUGAGAAAAGCUGCAACUCGGCAGCUGAGCUGAGGGACCAUCAGCGGACUCACACCGGAGAAAGGCCCUUCCAGUGCUCGUUCUGUGACAAACGAUUCGCCUUGUCGGGAACGCUUGUGAGACACGAGCGUCUUCAUACUGGUAUUACCCCCUACCACUGCUCCGACUGUGGCAAGACCUUCGCCCAGCAGUGGACGCUUACGACGCACAUGAGGACCCACAGGGGAGAAAAACCAUACAGCUGCACUCAGUGUGAUAAAUCGUUUGUUGCUCCUGGGGAGCUUCGGCGGCACACGAGGAUCCACACUGGGGAAAAGCCGUACACCUGCAGCGACUGUGGUCGGCACUUCUCCUUGGCAGGAACUCUGAGAAAUCACAAACGGUCGUGUUUGCAGAGCAAGAGCGACUCUAUUACCAACGUCACGUCGGGUGUGACUCAAGCUGCCACAGACGAGUCGUCUCAGGAGAGAAAGACCAGCUGCAUUAGCUCUGAGGUGCAUCAAAGUUCAACCCAUCCGGAAGCAGCUGAGCCGCUCUCCUCACAGCCUCGUAACUGCACCACAUCUCCUCAGCCAGAAGUUAUUCUAAAGGAAGCAGAAGACCCUUCAGAGAACCGCAUUCCCUCUCCACACAUGAAUGUAAUAGUAAAGGAGGAGGAAGAAGAGGAACCCUUAUACGAGGAAACAACAGACCAGACAUUGGAUGGAGAGAGCUGCGAGACUCCAGAGGAAAAUAAAGAGGAGCAUCAGCAAAGCAACACAGAGAUUAGGAUUACAGUGAAGGAUGAAGAGGAGGGGCCAUUAAAUGAAAAUCCUGAAGCCGACAAACCCGGUGCGAAACGUGGGCUUCAAACACCGCCUGCUGAAAAGCGAAGUAGAAACAAUUCAACGAAGGGUUCCUACUGCUGUGGGCUCUGCGGAAGAGACUGCCACAAGAUGUCUGCGCUUCAGAUCCACAUGCGAAUCCACUCGGGAGAAAAACCUUACCAGUGCUCGCUGUGUGGGAAAGGGUUUACUCAGAAAGGUCAACUGAAAGGUCACUUUAAAGUCCACACAGGUGAAAAGCCAUAUACCUGCCCAGAUUGCGGCAAGAGCUUCGCCCACUCGGGAGCCAUGAACAGACACAGGCUCAUCCACACGGGCGAGAAGCCUUACCACUGCUCCUUGUGCUCCCUGAGCUUCAAUCAGUCCGGCCGUUUGAGAGAACAUGAAAAAAUCCAUCUGGGGGAGAAGUAUGACUGUCCUGAGUGUGACAAGAGCUUCACACGUCCUUCAAGUCUGAAAAACCACAUCCGACUGCACACCGGGGAGAGGCCAUACGGCUGCGAUGUCUGCGGGAGAGGCUUCAGCCGCUCACAGAGCCUCAGGCUCCACAGGAGGAAACACUUUGAGAACGCAAAAGACUCUCCAACCACUCCAAAGAAUGACGACCUCUAUGAAAGCGAUAAUAACUCUCCAAUUAACAUGUGCAUAACAGAGAAAAAUGACUGAUCUAUUUAUUUAAGCAAAUGUAUACUAGUACUAUUACAAGUCUGUAAAAUGAGAAAGUGGAAAGUAAGGGUUUACCUCUGUGAAUUUGUUGUUACCCGUCCGUGAUAUUUCUAUAUCAAGUGUUAGAAACACAAAUAUUUAUCUCUCUGAAGUAAAAAUAAAACCUUUUUAUUAGAAACACACCUGAGGCAUCUACUACAAAUCAGGAUUAGUGGCUUAUCAUGGUAACUUAAGGCUUAGUUGGUUUUUUUGUUGUUGUUUUUUUUAAGAAUAACAAACCUCAGCUUUUACUUUGGUUCAUCAAUGUGGGACAUUUUAUCCUGAAGACGGUAAAAAUUCCAGAUUAAAGGUCCACAUAUCUGGACGCAUCAGCUCUGAUCUGCUCUCAUCAUUUAGAAAAAUGUAAUAAAAAAGGAAAAGUUUAGCAGUACUGUUCUCCAAAAUUACGUUUCACUGGGAAAGCCCUUCACAAUCUCAAAUGCGGCUUGAUUCCUUAAAGUUUUAGUUUUUUUUAAAAAGAGGCUGAGGAUUAAAAUCAAACUUUUUUAAUUGCUCAGCGUUCAAAUAAUUUUAAAGUUAAAAUAAAGAAAUGCAUAAUUUUAAGAAAAAUCUUAGAGGUUUACCCCGCUAUUGUAAAAGUUAUUCACAAAUAAGUAAAUAGUUUCAGCAGCCAGGUGCACCUCAAGAAACGUAUUUAUAUAGAGAAUCGAUUAAUAAUUGAAAAGAAUAAGUCUAAUAAACAUUAAUUACAAACUCAAAAGUUAAAAGAAUUGGAAACAGCAGAAAAAAUAUAUUGUGGUUGCAGCAUGUGGUGCUCCUCACAUUCCAAGAUGCUCUGAAUAAUAAAGAUGCAUCACUCUGCAUCUCACCAUGACCAGAUGCACUUUAUCCUUUAUGGCUUUUUUUCAUGGAUUAUAGUGAUUUAAUGUCUUCCUUUUGCCAUUGUUUUUUUAUAAAUCCAGCACUCAAAAUGUACUGCAGUGUUUUAUAAAUGGAGCAGCUAGGAAUCCAACAAAAGGUAAAGAAAAAGAAAAUUCCCCAUUAAGCAUUAGAGCAUACCUCUCAGACAUUAGGAUUUUUUUUAGACCACAUAAGUGAAAAGCAUCAAACAACAUGCUCUAAGUUAACUCCUUUAUAUAUUGAGCAUGGUGAGAGUUUUUAGGUUAGAAGCAUUUACUGAUAAAUAAAUAAAAAUGUUAAUCCAAACUUUCAAUUUAUAAAUUUGUUUCAUUUAUAAAUUAAAUAAUAUAUAUUUUUUAUUUUUAAAAAGCUUUUCCUGACAAAAAGGGACCAAACUUCAUCAGAAAUGGCAAAUUCGAAAAUGAAAAUGUAUUAGCAAAAAUUAUUCUCAUUUUAAAGACAAUGGUGCAUUUUAUUAACUUCUAAAUAAAAUUACAAAUAGAUCAUCAAACUGUUUUCAUUUUCUUCUGCAAGACUGUUCAUUGUGUUUUAGAUCUGAAGAGAAAACUAAGAAGAAAUUGUUUUUUUGUCAUGUCUGCUCUGCAAAACGUGUCACAUAAAUCAUUUCGAGGAGUUUGGAUUACCUGUUAUUAAUUUUUUAUGUUUGAGUCAAAGCAUGCAUCUUUGACUUUGAAAUGAAAAAGUAUCUCUGUUAAUGAAGGAAUUUGAUAUUUAAAGAUAAAUUUUGGAAACUUUUUUUUUUACUGCUAUUAUAAACUUCCUUUUCUUGAACAUCUUUACAAAACGAGCAGCCUUGAAUAAGAAAAAAGAUUUUAAAAUAAAACUAAAUUUUCUGUAAUUAUAAUUUCAAAUUUGAAAUAUUGAACAUUUUAGCUGCGACAACUUUUGAAAAUAACAUGUAAAACUUCAGCUUAUUGUUCUUAUUAAUUUACAAAAUGAGCAGUCCUGGAGAAGAAAUUGAAAAUGUGGUUUAAAGUCCUCAAUUGCAGCUUUAUUUUAAAUGAUAGAAAAUUUCUAGUAAU